Dendrobium catenatum is the source of this 1577-nucleotide messenger RNA. Its product is annotated as SH3 domain-containing protein 2. The coding region runs from base 159 to 1274 and encodes 371 amino acids. Gene Ontology annotation, molecular function: protein binding. The transcript is spliced from 10 exons. NCBI's taxonomy places the organism in Eukaryota, Viridiplantae, Streptophyta, Magnoliopsida, Asparagales, Orchidaceae. The record is from RefSeq and is a predicted model, not a curated record.
CGACGAAGUCAUUUUCAAAGUUCCCGGAAAAAAAAAAAUGUAAAAAACUGUAGUUCCUCGGAAUCGCCGGCCUGUCGUAAAUUCACGUCUCUCUCUCUACAAGUAGAUCGGCGAUCGAUCUCUCCUCUCGCUUAGUGCUAUCAAUUGCGCGAUCAGGCAUGGAGGCCUUCCGGAAGCUUAGGGAUCAGGUCGCUCGGCAGCAACAGGCUGUGCUGAAACAAUUUGGAGGUGGAUCGUUUGGAAGUUCUGAAAACAUAAGCUUAGAUGAGGUUGAACUUCGGCAGCACCACAGAAUCGAAAAGUUGUACACAUCAACCCGCUCAUGCAAGCAUUUCCAAAGGGAUGUUGUUCGAGGUUUGGAAGGCUACAUUGUUACAGGCUCAAAGCAAGUGGAAAUUGGUAACAAGAUGGCAGAAGAUAGUAGGAAGUAUGGUGCUGAAAAUACCUGCACAAGUAGUAACUCAUUAACUAAAGCUGCAUUUAGUUUUUCUAGAGCACGCACACAAAUGACGAAGGAACAGGAGUAUUUAUUGAGAGUUUAUAGCACCCAGGUUGCCGAACCCUUAAGAGCAUUGAUACUCGGUGCUCCUUUGGAGGAUGCUCGACAUCUUGCUCAGCGGUAUGGAAGAUUGCAUCAAGAGGCUGAAGCUCAGGCAAUUGAAGUUUCAAAACGUAGGGUAAAAGCAAAGGAAGUCCCUGGCAAUUUUGAUAAUAUUUCAAAGUUGGAAGCUGCUGAAACUAAGCUAGAAGAUUUGAAAUCAAACAUGAAAGUCCUUGGCAAGGAAGCAGCAUCAGCAAUGCUUUCUGUUGAAGUUCAACAACAGAAGCAAACUUUACAGAGACUCAUUGCAAUGGUUGAAGCAGAACGCAUUUACCAUCAAAGGAUAGUACAAAUACUUGAGCAACUUGAAGGAGAGAUGGUACUUGAACGCCAAAGAGUAGAAGCAUCUCCAAGCCUAGCAUCUCCGAGGCCAGUCAUAGAAAACCAAAUGCCGCCACCUCCAUCUUAUGAAGAAGUAAAUGGCAUCUCUUCUUCGGCUGCCAUUGAUGGAUCAUCUGAUUCCAUGGAGUUUUUCUUGGGAGAGGCCAUGCAUUCAUUUCGAGCUGAGUCAGAUGUGGAGCUUAAUUUGUCAGCUGGGGACUACAUUGUUGUGAGAAAGGUUUCCGGCAAUGGUUGGGCAGAAGGCGAAUGCGGGGGGAAAGCAGGCUGGUUCCCUCUCGCACAUAUUGAGAGAAGAGAACGUGUGCUUGCAAGCAAAAUUUUGAAAGUCUAAUCAUACGAAUAAUUUGAAUUGGUUACAGAGGCUUCGUUUGGGACGGCUUUUUUGCUGCUUUUUAAAGCAAUUUUUUAAAACAAAUAUUUUAAUUUAUGUAUUAAAAAGCUACUUUAAGAAGUAGUAAGAAAGCCGUCCCAAACAAAGUCAGAAACAUAAACAGGAUGAAAAGUUCAUACAAAAUUGAUUUUUGUUUUAUUAUAGCCAUUGUUGGAUAAUCAUGAAAAUGUAUACAAACUUGCUUACAGACCUUAUUGUUUUACAAUUUUAAAGGUGCUGAUAUAUUAUAUUUUUUAUCAUUCA